Messenger RNA from Juglans microcarpa x Juglans regia, 1294 nucleotides. Its product is annotated as protein CANDIDATE G-PROTEIN COUPLED RECEPTOR 2-like. Gene Ontology annotation, molecular function: G protein-coupled receptor activity. Gene Ontology annotation, cellular component: plasma membrane. Gene Ontology annotation, biological process: G protein-coupled receptor signaling pathway. Lineage: Eukaryota; Viridiplantae; Streptophyta; Magnoliopsida; Fagales; Juglandaceae. The record is from RefSeq and is a predicted model, not a curated record. The transcript is spliced from 6 exons. Bases 303 to 1196 code for a protein of 297 amino acids.
CCGAGCAAAAUCGUAAAAUUGCAAAUUCAGCAAAAAUUGAAGUCUCCAUUACAUUAUCGAUUCAAAGCCUCCGCCCGUCUCCAUUGCAUUAUCGAUUCAAAGCCUCAAUCCAACGGAACCAACUAACUUUCGUUUUCUUUUCCUUUUUCCCUUUCUAUUUUCUUUUCUUUUUUUUUUCUCACCAACCAAACAAUGUUUUCUGUCCCCCUCUCAAUCUCAAUUCUCAACCGUACAAAUUAGGGUUUCCAUUACUACUACCCUCUAUUCUUCGUUCGACUCUCCCUCUCCUUCUGGAAAGAAAGAUGUCCGCAAGUCUCCAAGUCAGCACCAACUCUUCCCUCUCUACCCCGAGCCUUCCUGCUAAAACCAAUGGCCAUAAUUUGCUCGACUCCGAGUGCCAAGCACCCUGGUUCGUCGCCGUUCUGGUCGUCUUCUCCGUCCUCUUCGUGGUCUACCUUGCCGCCCAUGCCAAGAAGAACCUGAAGAAGCUCUACACCCGUCGCUCCUACGUUACGAUUUCCUAUUAUGCCCUCCUCUGGCUCGUUACCGCUCUCAACCUCGGUUGGUCGUCUCUCCAGACAUGGCAAUGCUCUCCGGGGAAGGAGGUGGGGUGGAAUCUCCUUUCGUUAUUCACAACAUCUGGGAUGCUUUGUUUGGAGAUUAGCUUGUUGGCUUUCUUACUUCAGGACGAUUAUGCUAGUGGGUUGGAUGCUUUAGCACAUAACUUCGCUGUCUCAGGGAUCAUUGUAGGGAUGGAUAUGCUUCUUAAGGUAAUUUAUGUAUUUGGGUUUGGGGUUCCUCUGUUCCUCGAUGGUGUUGGAAGUACAAAUAAGGUGAAGUGGGGUUUAUGGAUCAUGCAUAAGCUAUUGCUAACUGCAGCUUACGGCUACAUUUUGUUUGUGCAUUUCUCAAAAUCGAGAGACAGUCUGCAUCCCAGACCAGCAUUCUACAAUUACAUCGUGAUAAUGUUUACAGUUAGUGCAGUAGCAUUAUUUGGAUGUGGGCUUGCCGUGAUGGGGGCCAGCUUCGGGAUUUGGUUGUAUAACCUCACUGUUUUCUGCUAUCACUCGCUCUAUCUUCCUUUCCUCUAUGUAACUUUUCUAGCUGAUUUUUUCCAGGAGGAUGAUUUUCUUUUGGAAAACGCAUAUUACUCCGAGAUGAAGGAUGCUGGGUUUUUUGAUGCUGAUUGGGAUUAGUCGAUUUACAAUUUGUGCAUAGGUAGAAUAUAGACUUAGGCUUUGUUGUACACUCUGUAAAUUAACUUAAAAAAAGAAGCUUCUCUUGGAUUCUGCGC